ACUGGCAAUAUCUACUGAACUUGGUGGUCACGGGGUUUGAACUCGUUCACUCCGUUUUUGUUCUAUGAAAUUUCUUAUGUAAAGUCAAAAUUAAUGACAACAAAUAGAACGGAGAUCGCGUGUUCGCAGAAAAGACAAAACGAUUUAAUUUAUAUGUGAAAACACUGUGUUCACCAUUGUACUUUUUCAAGCAUUUAGAUCUAAUUAAUAUUGUUUAAGGGAGUGUAUUUCCGGGCAACAUAUAGAUCUGAACUGGCGGGGGUGUUGACCCAAAUCGUUCGUGCAUAAUGUGGACUUUUACAGAAUUUCGUCCAUCUUUAGGCGUCUGUUUGUGUUUUCUUGUAAGCUUCACUACAAUAUCGACAUCGACCGCCCAGACUAUUCGGCUUGUAAAUGGUGCUAGAUCAAGUCAGGGACGUCUUGAGGUUUUUCACAACAACACGUGGGGUACUGUCUGUGAUGAUAACUUUGACAGUAAUGCAGCAGCAGUGGUUUGUCGCAUGCUAGGAUACACAGGGAACCUGUUUGCAGCCAGGGAUGCGGCCACCUAUGGACAGGGUGUGGGCCAGAUAUGGUUGGAUGACGUGACGUGCAAUGGUACUGAGUCAAGUUUGUUUAACUGCCGGGCCAAUGCUUGGGGCGUAACCAACUGUCAACAUAACGAAGAUGUCGGAGUGGAUUGUAACCCUAACUUGGAUGCCCAGGUAACGUUGAGACUGGCUGAUGGCCCCACUGGUAAUGUAGGGCGUGUCGAGGUGUUCUACAACAACACCUGGGGGACAAUCUGUGAUGAUGGCUGGACUGGAGAAGCAGCACAGAUCGUUUGUAACAGUCUUGGGAAUGUGAAUUCAUUGGCUAUUCCACUUGGCAAUGCAUUCUUUGGAAAUGGUACUGGACCGAUCUGGUUGGACGAUGUUGUGUGCACUGGAAGGGAGGCGGGGCUAGGGGCGUGUCAGCACAAACCAUGGGGACAGAGCAACUGCGGUCAUGCGGAAGAUGCAAGUGUCAUGUGCUUACCUGCUAACACUCAGAUGAAUGUAACUAUGCGCCUGGUUGGAGGUACGAGCAGAUUCCAAGGACGUGUGGAGGUGCUUGUCUAUAACAUAUGGGGCACCGUUUGUGAUGACAACUUUGCCGACCAGGAAGCCACAGUUGCCUGUCGAAUGGCCGGAUUUCCCAAUGGUGGAAGCGUAAUUCGAGGCACUAGCUUUGGAGGUGCGAAGGGUCCAAUCUGGAUGGAUGAUGUGGACUGUAACGGAACUGAGACCUCCCUACAGCAGUGUGUCCACAAGCCAUGGGGUGUGAGCAACUGUGGGCAUGACGAGGAUGUAGCCGUCCAGUGCAACACAGGCACAUUACCAAAUAUUCAGCUGCGAUUGGCUGGCAGUAACCUAGGCAACCAAGGUCGUGUGGAGGUCCUGUACAAUAACACGUGGGGCACUGUGUGUGAUGAUCGCUGGUCGGCAGCAGACGCAGCUGUGGUCUGCAGGCAGCUGGGACAGCCAUUUUCUGGAGCAGCCCCGAUCAGUCUGGGGGGUUUCGGUGGAGGGACUGGUCAAAUUCUUCUGGACGACGUGGAAUGCAUUGGCACAGAAACCAGCAUUGCUCAGUGUCGUAACGGCGGAUGGGGGCACAGCAACUGUGACCAUUCUGAGGAUGCGGCUGUUAUUUGUCAGAACACAAAUGUCAGGACCAAUAUAAGACUGGUUGGAGGUCCGUCCACCAAUGAGGGCCGCGUGGAAAUAUUCUACAACAACACCUGGGGUACAAUCUGUGAUGACAGUUUUGACGACAAGGACGCAGCUGUGCUCUGCAAAAUGGCCGGAUUCGGCGGACAAGGUGCCAGGGCCAAAAGUAACGCUGCAUACGGGCCCGGAGCUAAUCAGAUAUGGUUAGAUGACCUCGACUGUACUGGUAACGAGACAGACGUGGCGAUGUGUGGUCAUCGAGGAUGGGGAAAAUCUAACUGUGAACAUUCCGAGGACGCUAGUGUUGUCUGCUUCUCACCUAACCAGCAGAACACCACGGUGCGUCUGGUUGGGGGCCCAUCAACCAAUGAGGGUCGCGUGGAGGUGUUUCACAACGGGGUCUGGGGCUCUGUGUGUGAUGACCUGUUUGACACAAAGAGUGCCGCUGUCGUCUGCAGAAUGUUAAACUUGACCAGUUCUGGUGCCCAGCCAAGACUGAGUUCCUACUACGGUCGGGGCAAUGCCACCAUCUGGCUGGACAAUGUCCAGUGCACUGGCAAUGAGACCAACAUUGACCUGUGUCCACAUAACGUCUGGGGAGACAACAACUGUGACCAUACUGAAGAUGUUGGAGUGCUGUGUGUUCAGGCAUCUGUUAUUGGAGUACGACUUGUAAACGGUUCUUCCACGAGCAAUGGUCGACUGGAGGUGUACUACAACAAUACAUGGGGCACAGUGUGCGAUGACAGCUUCAACCAGCUGGAUGCUCAAGUUGUCUGCAGAAUGCUUGGAUUUCAAAUAUCCAACAGUCUCCCUGUGGCUGGCGGCCAGUUUGGGCAGGGUACCGGCCCCAUACUGAUAGACGACCUUCAGUGUCUGGGGUCAGAGACCAACAUCCAGCAGUGUCGAAACAAGGGCUGGUACAACCAUAACUGUGAACAUAGUGAAGACGUGGGAGUUUUCUGCAACUCAGCUGCUAUGCAGUACAGACUGGUUAAUGGCUCGGACAGCAACAGCGGGCGUCUGGAGGUGAAUCUGGCUGGACAGUGGGGCACAGUCUGUGAUGACAAGUUUGACUCAAAUGCUGCAAAAGUGGCCUGCAAGCUGCUGAACAAACCUUAUCAAGCAGCUAUGCCUGCUGGAUCAGGCGCGUUUGGUGCUGGAACUGGUAAGAUCUGGCUGGAUGAUGUCGUCUGCCUGGGAAACGAGACAUCUCUCCUGGGAUGUAACACAAAUAGUCCAGGAGAUAACGACUGUACCCAUGCGGAAGAUGUUGGCGUGUUUUGUCGCGACAGUGCCCCCACCACCAACAUUCAGUACCGUCUGCGAGAUGGCCCAGGGAAUAAUGAAGGGCGUCUGGAGAUCAACUACGGCGGCGUGUGGGGAACGGUGUGCGAUGAUAACUUCGACAACAACGCAGCAAAAAUUAUCUGCAAUACACUUGGUGUCACUUAUGUGAAGGCUCGGGUUGGUCAACCAGGCAAAUACGGUCCCGGAAGUGGUCAGAUCUGGUUGGAUGACGUGACUUGCUUCGGGAACGAGACUUCUAUCGUUCAGUGCCAGCACAACGACUUCGGGGUCAAUGACUGUGACCACUCCGAGGAUGUGGGGGUCGUCUGCGCUACAACCGCUCAGCAGAACCUCAACAUUCAACUGACAAAUGGAACCACACCAAGAAAGGGGCGUAUCCUCGUGAGCACCAAUGGAACACAGGGGCCCUGGGGGACGGUGUGCGAUGAUGGGUUUGGGGUCGCCGAGGCCAAGGUCAUGUGCACUAUGCUAGGAUAUGCUGGGGAUAUUGCUGUACCAAUUCCAAACGCUUACUUCGGUGCCGGAACCGGUCAAAUUGUCAUUGACGACCUGAACUGUAUUGGUAACGAGACGAACAUAGGCCAGUGUGACCUCAAACCGUUUGGCGUUAAUGACUGCACCCAUGCAGAGGAUGCCUCUCUGAUGUGCCUACAGCAUGCCAGCACAUCGGAUGUUGCUGUUAGACUGACAGGUGGUUUGAGCCUUCGAUCCGGACGGGUUGAAGUGCGGUACGCCGGUGUGUGGGGAACGAUCUGCGAUGAUAGCUGGGAUGAUAGGGACGCUCGAGUCAUCUGUCGACAACUUGGAUUCAAUGGAGGUACAGCCCUGACUGGUGUUGGCACAGGAAGUGGUCCCAUCUGGAUGGACGACGUGGAGUGUGCCGGCACAGAGAGCAACAUCCAGAACUGCACAUUCAAGGGGUGGGCCGAACACAACUGUGACCAUUCCGAGGACGCAGGAGUCAGCUGUCAGGACAAUUCUGUGCAGAACUUCACAGUGCGGCUGGUGAAUGGUCCCAACAAUCUGGAGGGUCGUGUUGAGGUGUCCCUUGGAAGCACAUGGGGAACUGUCUGCGAUGAUAACUGGAACAAUGCAGAUGCCCAGGUGGUCUGCCGAAUGCUGGGUGCAUCCACUGAUGGAGCCCUUGCUUUCGGAAAUGCCAGGUACGGCCAAGGCGUGGGCUCCAUUAUUCUAGACCAGGUCAACUGCACGGGGACAGAGUCCAACCUGGGACAGUGUGCGUCCAACCCAAUCCUGUUGACCAACUGUGUGCACGGGGAGGACGCUGGCGUGAGAUGUACAGGCGGACAUUCAGGUGGCCUGGUGACCCAGUUACAAGUGAGACUGGUUGGCGGAACAAAUUCACGGGAAGGGCGUGUAGAGAUCCUGUACAACGGCACAUGGGGUACAGUCUGUGACGAUAACUUUAACAACAAUGCUGCUCAGGUCGUCUGCUCAAUGGUUGGGCUAUCAGGCACCAAUGCCAGAGCUAGAAGUGGGGGAUUUUUUAGACCUGGAAAUGGGACCAUCUGGUUGGAUGAUGUUAAUUGCAUUGGUAACGAGACAUCCUUGGCAUUAUGUGGACAUCGUGACUGGGGGACAAACAACUGCGGCCACACGGAAGAUGCAGGAGUGGUGUGCGGAGGGUCGGUCACAAUAAGCCCAGUACGUCUUCGCAAUGGUACAACAAUAUCAGAGGGACGAGUUGAAAUAUUCUACAAUGGCACUUGGGGAACAAUUUGUGACGAUAACGUGGACCGAAACUUCGCCGUUGUCAUCUGCAGGCAACUGGGUUUUCAAACGACAAAUGUAGCCCUGAGAAAGGAGGCAUUCUUUGGCCCUGGAUCAGGUCAGAUCUGGUUGGAUGAUGUGAGUUGCCGUGGCGAUGAGGUCUCUGUGGAUUCUUGUACAGCGAAUGCUUGGAGCAUCAACAACUGUGGUCACAAUGAGGAUGUUGGGGUCGUAUGCAAUGCUCCAACUGUUCAGGUGAGACUUGCUAAUGGUGGUGUGUCGCCUAACCAAGGUAGGGUUGAGUUGUUCUACAACAACACCUGGGGCACAGUGUGUGAUGAUAGCUUUGAUGCGAACGCUGCUGGAGUGGUGUGUAGCCAGUUGGGCUUCUCUAGAGACAGAGCCCAGGUGGCGGCCACAGGACAGUUUGGUCAGGGUGCAGGACCGAUACUCCUGGACGACCUUCACUGUCUUGGAGCGGAGACCAACCUACUUCAGUGUGAUGCUAAACCCUGGUACCAGAACAACUGUGCCCACAGUGAGGAUGUCGGCGUCAUUUGCUCUAAUUCAGGUACCUCUACAAGUAUCCGACUGGUUGGUGGUUCCACCCAGUACUCUGGCAGAGUGGAAGUAUUUUACAACGGAACUUGGGGCACAGUCUGCGAUGACUAUUUCACAAACCAGGCAGCUACUGUCGUGUGCCAAAUGUUGAACUAUCCAACUGCUGGAGCUCAAAUGCUGACCCGUCUCACUGGGUACCCUGCACCUCCCAGCAAGAUUUGGUUGGACAAUGUGGUCUGCCUAGGCACGGAAUCAAACAUCGGCAACUGCCAGCAUAAUCCAUGGGGAACUAACAACUGCGGCCAUCUAGAGGAUAUUGGUGUCUUCUGCUCAUCAACACCACUGGCGGGCACGUCGACAACCGUGCGGGUACCAAUGUCAACACCGUUGCCAGGCUCCACGUCCAUCAGACUGGUCGCCGGUAACAGCGCGUUUGAGGGCCGCGUGGAAGUGUAUGCAUUCAAUCAGUGGGGCACAGUCUGCGACGAUAAUUGGAACUCCUCUGACGCCUCUGUUGUCUGCAGAAUGCUGGGUUAUACAGGUAACGGAGCUGCAGCCAGGGGGUCGGCCUACUACGGCCAGGGAACUGGUCAGAUAUGGUUGGACAAUGUGUUCUGCCGUGGCACGGAGGGUUCUCUGGAGCAGUGUACGUCCAACGGAUGGGGCGCGCACAACUGCGGUCACCAGGAGGAUGCUGGGGUCUCCUGCCUCUCAACCACAAUUCCCAACAGAUUCCUCCUGUUUACUGACACUACUCAAAGAUCCAUAUAUAGAAUGGACAUGACGACCAAGAGCUAUAUAGCGAUACCAUUGCCAAGUCAAGAGAAUCCCAUCGCUAUCGACUACGACUACAUCGGAGAACGAUUAUACUGGACUGACGUCAGCAAAAAAAUGAUUCGCACUGCUACUCUGGAUGGACUCAGCUCAAAAACCAUCCGAGUGUUACCUUCAAACUCAGUAGCAGAUGGCAUCGCUGUGGACAGUAUUUCCCAACUGAUCUUCUACUCUGACACCGGGACCGACAUCAUCGCUGUCAUGACGAUGGACGGUUCCUUCCAGUCUGUCAUCAUCAACUCAGACCUCGAUCAGCCGAGAGCCGUGGUGGCAGAUCCAAAUGCAGCUAAGCUCUACUGGACAGACUGGGGCAGACAUCCUAAGAUUGAGACGUCAUCUUACGACGGAUCAAACCGUCAAGCCAUCAUUAAUUCCAACCUCCAGUGGCCUAAUGCAAUAGCAGUCGAUACUACAGGUAAUAUUAUUUACUGGGCCGAUGGAGGGACCGGAAACAUUGAGAAGGCCAAUCUGGAUGGUUCUAACCGUCAAACAAUCUACAGCCUUUCAACUUCCCACUUUUUUGGCAUCGCUUUGUACGGAUCCAUGCUGUAUUACACAGACUGGGCACAGCACACAGUGAUGGUGGUAUUUUGUAGCACAGUGAUGGUGGUGCCAGCAUCUGGUGGUACGCCAACUGCAUAUGGACCCCCAGGGUUUGGGCGACUCAAUGACAUCCACGUGCAGGUCAAUGGAGCUAGUCAGACAAAUACAAAUGCGUGUACGAACGGCCGCGGUGGUUGUAGCCACAUCUGUAUUCCCAUGGCAGGAGGCAACAAGAAGUGCCUGUGCCCUGAUGGACUCACCCUUCAAUCUGGGGGUCUCACUUGUGCUGCAUCUCAACCCUGCCUACCGCUGGGAAGCAUCACGUUUGGGACUACCAAUCCUCCAGCCUGCAUGAUGGGAAGUCAGCAGCCUGGAACCGUGUGCAAUGUAGUCUGCAACAACGGAUACCGGUUCCCUGGCAACACCCAGCUUACCUGCUAUGGCAACGGAAUCUGGAGCAACAAUGGGGUGCCAUUGGUUUGUACAGAUAUUACCCCACCCACUGUGACGUGUCCAGCAGACGUCUCAGUGACCACUGAUAGAGGCCUGCAGAUGGCCACGGUCACAUGGCCGGCCGUUACAGCCACAGAUAACUCUGGCCAGGCCCCGACCGUGUUUCAGAGCAUGCAGAGCGGAACGACCUUCCAGGAGGGCGUGUACAGUGUCAAUGUCAUGGCGACAGAUAGUAUGGGUCUCUCUGCAACCUGCAAUUUCAAGGUCACUGUAAAAGUGAAUCGAUGUGGAAUGCUGCAGCCACCACAGUACGGCUACAUUCUAUCUGGGGUUUGUCCAAACGUUUAUGGCUCCGUCUGCAUGGUUGCAUGUAACCCAGGAUUCACUCUCAGUAACCAGGCUACCGUUGCUCAAGUAACAUGUACGAUGAAUGGUAACCAGGCAGCAUGGGAUUCGGUACCCAGUUGUAUAGCCUCCACUAGCACAACUCCACCUCAGUCUGGUAACCAAGGAAACCAAGGUAGCAAUGCUCAGCCAAUCGUUCAACAACAGGUGUCCAGUAACAGUAAUGGCGGUGGUGGCAGCAGUUACACUGGCGUUACCGCAGCGAUAGUGGCAGGGGUGGUGUUUAUUGUGCUCAUUGUUGGAGGACUAUUUGUUUAUCUGAAACGCAUGCAAAUGCUAUCAGCAGGGAGCUCUGGAGGAAUACAGAUGGAAACCAUGACAACCUCAUCAAUGUCGCGCAACAAAAACAAUUCCAAUUCUGGAGCCGCAGGUUGGGAAAAUCCAAACUAUCAAGUUGAUGCUUAAAUGUGGCCUGUGUAUAGUGACAGCUAUAUGGAAACAGCUUAGAAAAACAGUAUUCUGCAAUGAACAAUGUAUAUUACAUGUCAUAUUACUUGUUGACUUAAUUUUUUUUUUUUGACAUUGUUAUGGUAGAUUGCAAUGUCAAUGUUUAUCUGGAUAACCUGGCGUUAAUAUUGCCUAUGCCAAUAUGAGAAUUACUCAUAUAAUACCUGGAGACUACAUACAAUUCUCAUUGUUGCAUAGAUCGCCUAUUGCAGAAUUCAUUUGUGAGGUUGCAGGUAAAGUGAGAUAUCAUGUUUUAUUUACCUCAUUGUUCUGUUUGUAUAAAUUGUAUACUUUUAAACAGUUUAAAAUAUGUACAAUCCAUAAGUCUAGCAAUUGGCCCCGUUUGGAGUGACAUUAAUAUUAGACAGAAACUAAUGUUAUUUGUCACACACUAUUUUUUUUUAUUUUUCUCUGUCAGCUUAACAACAAAAUAAAAAAAAUAAAAAACACUUAACCCGGUAAGUCAGAUUGUCUUUUUUUAGACAUUAUAAAAAUCCAUGAAUUUUAUAUCCAGCUUUUAAACAAUAUUAUUUUGGUAUGAAAUUUUAGAAAUGUUACAAGAAACAAAAAGUGAUAAAUGGCUGCAAUUAUUGAAGUUAUAUAUCUCAAGUUUAAAUAUUGUUUAAAAUACAUUGUAAGGUGCCAAUGCUUAGUGAAAUUAGUUAGUAUUAUAUUUUCCGGCAUUUCAACUAUCAGCGAUCCUGUUUCAUUCUUCAAACAUCCAGCUAAUGUACAUGUACUUUCAUUAUAGGCCAAUUUAUUACUUGUAAAUACUUCAGCUUAUUAUUAAUGUAGAAGAAAUUUAUAAUAUAAUCUUAGUAGAAAUCUGGUCUUAGAAUAAAUAGUAAAAUAGGAAACUAAAAAUUUUGUUUGGCGACUAAUUGUUUUACUUUUACAUUAAUUUUCAUACUCAUUUUUUGGAUGCAAUGAAAACUAUUUGACAGUGCAAUAAUUUGUUGUUUUUAUUGUUUCUGAAUGUUAGAAUGUUACGGAUUAAAAUUGUAUAGCAAUGAAAGAUAUUUAAGCUUUGUGUACAUGUAUAUCACAUCAAGCGUCCAUCAACUUGUAUUAAAAUGUAACAUUUAA
Messenger RNA from Dreissena polymorpha, 9059 nucleotides. RefSeq names its product deleted in malignant brain tumors 1 protein-like. The transcript has 46 exons. The record is from RefSeq and is a predicted model, not a curated record. NCBI's taxonomy places the organism in Eukaryota, Metazoa, Mollusca, Bivalvia, Myida, Dreissenidae. Gene Ontology annotation, cellular component: membrane. The coding region runs from base 288 to 7931 and encodes 2547 amino acids.